Lentinula edodes (shiitake mushroom) is the source of this 2158-nucleotide messenger RNA. RefSeq names its product MFS general substrate transporter. The transcript is spliced from 21 exons. Gene Ontology annotation, biological process: transmembrane transport. NCBI's taxonomy places the organism in Eukaryota, Fungi, Basidiomycota, Agaricomycetes, Agaricales, Omphalotaceae. Bases 462 to 2066 code for a protein of 534 amino acids. Gene Ontology annotation, molecular function: transmembrane transporter activity. The record is from RefSeq and is a predicted model, not a curated record. Gene Ontology annotation, cellular component: membrane.
GGAAGCGGCCGCACGGCCGUGAUGCCAUAGGGUUAGGGUUAUUUUGACCUCUAACACCGGCAGAACACCGAGGUCUUUUAUAACUGAAACGACGAUAUUUUAGCGCAAUGGUGCAGACCAGUUCAAACCUUCACGUCGAUUUCCAUCGCUUGAUGUUAUCUGGUUAGCCAUAAUUCUCGAACACUGUCGAAAGUUUAUCGCCAAGAUGUUCAAAUGCCUUCGGAAAGGACCCAGUUUGCGACCUGUUGCGACCUGCUGUUCCUACGCUGUCGCUUGUCGUUGGUACAAUGGAUUAUGCGUAUCUGCUCAGCUGACCCCACUUGCUUGGAAUAUCAGAAGUUCAACGCUGUCCCGAUGACCAUGCUGCCUCAUGCAGCAUGAUCCAACUUUCAGAAUAUAUAUAGAUAGCUUAUUUCUAUUCUUUGCUCUUUUGACUCGAAACUAGAAAUCUUCGCUCCAAGAUGUCCAUUCCGCGCGAAGAGCCUCUUCCGCAAACCGAGCUAGAUGUCGAUGUGGAGAAACGCCUCUCUUCAAGCCUCCCCUCUGACGCCGAGAUGGAGGGAAUCGCUCGUCAGAAUGAACUUGGUCCAAAGUUGAAACGAGCCCAUUUUUUCUCGCCUUUGGAUCUCGCAGUUGCUGAGGCUGUAAACAAGGACGCAGAGACAGUGGAGUAUACUCCGGAGGAAGAUUACAAAGUGAAGAGAAAAAUUGACAAUGUGGUCCUUCCUCUGGUGAUAUGCAGCUAUAUAUUUAAUCAGUUUGACCGAACGAACAUCGGCAAUGCUCAUGUUAUCACCGCCUUCAAUGAAAACUUUGGCAUCACAGAUAAUCAAAAAUGGACAUUGGCAUUGAGUAUCUUCUACGUCGGGUACUGUCUGCUGGAAAUGCCGGCCAAUGUUUUGCAAAGACGAAUCGGCGCUAAUAGAUUCUUCUUCCUCUCGUUAACCUUUUGGGGUCUAGCAUCGCUAUCGUUCGUGUACGCAAAAGGUUAUGGUGCUCUCCUGGCUUUACGCGUACUUUUGGGAAUUGGGGAAGCAGGUUACUACGCCGGUAUGAUAUACUAUCUGUCGUUUUGGUAUAAACGGCAUGAGCUUGCUAUGCGUGUCAGCUUAUGUAUGACCGGUACCUAUCCAGGUGCCAUUGGCGGUCUCCUCGCAUUUGGUCUUGUUCGAGCCAAAACGUCUCUUCUCGAUGGAUGGCAAUUCUUGUAUCUGAUAGAGGCAAUUCCGACUCUCAUCAUGGCCAGCAUGAUCUUGUUCUUCUUGCCUCCCUUUCCAUUUUUUGCCACGUUCUUGACUCCCCGCGAGCGCGCUAUUGCCCAAGCGCGUCUCAACCGGGAUCAUAAACCUCAGUCUCAUGGUGGAAUGAAUGGCUGGCAAGGUUUCAAAGCUGUGGUUACUGACAUCCAUGCAUGGAUGUUCAUGACCAUAUAUGCGAGCUUCAAUGUUGGGGUUGCCACGAUCUCGUACUUCUUACCAACAAUCAUCGCGGGUCUCGGAUUUACUGCAAUCAACGCCCAGGGCUUGACUGUUGCACCAUACAUCGCUGGCUGGUUUAUGGUGGUAUUCCAAGCCUGGCAUAGCGAUAAGACCCGCGACAGGGGCUGGCACAUCAUGCUCUCCUGCUUCAUAUCGUUUGUUGGUUACCUUAUAUUGGCUACCGCUGUACAGAAGAGCGUCGGUGCCGCGUAUUUUGCCCUCUUCCUCGUGAUCGGGGGACUUUACUCUUUAUUCCCUCUUGUCAUGAGUUGGGCUGCCAAUACUUUUGCACCAACGUCAAAGCGAGGCGUAGGGACGGCCUUCAUCGUUUCAAUAUCCAACUGCGUGUCAAUAGCUUCUCCACAAAUCUAUUUUGACCCACAAGACAGUUAUAGGAAGGGGCACGCUAUCGCAGCUGGCUGCGUGUUCCUAUCCAUGCUCAUAGCAUUUCUACUACAUAUGAGGCUCUCUAAGCUCAACAAACGUAAUGCCCAGCGACUAGAUCUAAUGACCGAAGAUGAAAAGGUUUCUCUGGGUCAAGUGACGGAAAUUAGUGAUUCGGAUCCGAGAUAUGUUUUUAUGACUUGAUCGUUAUGGAUUGAUUGACCUUGAACUUGUACAAUUCGAAAAUCUAAAUGUUUACUUCCUUUUUCAUCGAGAUACAACCAGCUUUGACCGGU